Messenger RNA from Penicillium roqueforti, 324 nucleotides. RefSeq lists its product as uncharacterized. Lineage: Eukaryota; Fungi; Ascomycota; Eurotiomycetes; Eurotiales; Aspergillaceae. The transcript has 4 exons. The record is from RefSeq and is a predicted model, not a curated record. Bases 1 to 324 code for a protein of 107 amino acids.
AUGUCCGACCCCAGACUUGUUGAUAUGGAACCGGGCGGAGAGAGCACUCAAUAUGAGUCUAUUAGGGAAUUCACUAAGAGUCCUCCCAAGCAGACCGGACAGCUAGGGGUUGGCCAGAAGCACACUAUAAGCGAAGCGAGCCCUGAUCUAGGGACACAUAGCCCAGGGCCAGCAUCCAGCAACGACGAGGAUGCCCAGGCACAGAAGCUAGGAAUGGGAGCAUUAGCUGACCCCGGUAAAGAUAUGAAACGUGACGAGGACGAUGCCGUGUCCAAGGCCCGCAGACAGCAGGGGUAUGGGCCUGGCUCUGGUGUCGGGGCUUAG